AUGUUUUCGCAAUUAGCAGUUAAUUGGUUACGAAUACCGUUGCUACUGCUCCUGUUACAACAACCACACUGCUGUUCAUCAACUGAACAACUAACACUCGAUAUGCAAAAAUGGGCUGGUCUUUUGAGCGAGCAUCUGCAGGAAAUGUUUAGUGGUGCUACAAGGGAAAAUGAUAUCAUUGCGAUGUAUAAAAAUUACGGCGAAGUUGAAAUAUUCGAUCCUCAAAAAGAGCUUAAAAGGGCAAAAAAUGCAGUCGAGGCAUAUUUGAAGCGACGUGCUAAAGUUGCAUGGGAAGCGAAAGUAUCCUUGGAAUCACGCAAUCUCGCUAAUCUCACUGAGCACGAUGUAAAUGAUCCGACAAGCACGCAUUUCAUACGCUUCAUGGCUGCCAAGCAAGAAACUGAUGCUGCCCGAGUGUAUGUGCACGAUCAUACCGCUAGUGUUAUCGAGGUAAACAGCACACGACGGUUUAAUUUAACACCGAAUGCUAAUUUUUAUGGAAUUUCAACUAGUUUACUAUCUUCUGCUGUUCAUGUUCCAACACCAGUUUAUGACCGAAAUCCGGAAGUGUUGUUGAAGAUAGACUGGUCUAAUAUCGAUCAUUUAUACCGAACAAAUCAGGAAGAGACGCAUGACCUCGCUUUUCAGAUGUUUUGUUCGGAGUCUGGGUUUAUGCGUUACUAUCCAGCAGUAUCGUGGGUAUGGGACAAUCGUGCAGAAAAACUUGAUUUAUUUGACUGCAGAAGUACGAAAUGGUACAUAAAUGCUGCAACGUUGUCGAAAAAUGUAAUUAUAAUGUUAGAUAUGUCUGGCUCAAUGCUUGGCCAGAGAUUCGAAAUAGCCAAACAAACUGUGGAAGCAAUAUUGGAAACACUCUCCGACAAUGAUUUCUUCAACAUAUUACUUUUCUCAAAAACAGUUGGUUUUUUGGAUGAAUGUAGUGAAAAGGCUGGGUUAUUGCAAGCGACAGUUCGUAACAAGAAGAUGUUACGAGCUCGACUGAAUAGUAUAUCGUCGGAGGGUAAGGCAGAGUAUGAGAAAGGCUUGAUUAAAGCCUUCGAAACAUUGAUGAAACUUCCUGGAUCAGUCAAUUUCACGACGCCUGAAGAAUUGGCAGUGCGUCGAGAGCUAGCUGGUGGUGUACUACCUGCUGAUGUUCAUUACAUCGCUGUUCAAGAUCAUAUCCUUGUGAUCCCGAAUCAUCUUUAUCAGGCAAUGCAUAAUUAUACGGGAAAAAAGGCGCAGUUUGGUUGCAACGACAUCAUUAUGUUAAUUACUGAUGGAGCACCCAGUUACUUCAAACAGAUCUUUCAGCUAUACAAUAAAAAUAAAUCGGUUCGUUUCUUUUCAUUUCUAAUAGGGGAAGAAGCAACAGAUGUGGCACAGGUAAAAUGGAUGGCUUGUGAAAACAAAGGUUUCAUGGUGCAUAUAAGUAAUUUGGCUGAUGUACAAGAAAAAGUUCAGCAUUACAUUAAAGUAAUGAGUCGGACAGUCGGUAAGCAUGGUACAAGUUUUGGUGAAAGAGAUGCCAUCUGGAGUGGUAUAUAUAAGGAGCGAUUGCUAACAAUCAGUCAAAGUUCAGUGAAGAAAAAAUCCCGAAUCAAACGUGUGGAUCCAAGGACAGAAAUGUUGGUUACAACAGUGAGUUAUCCUGUGAUCCAAGGUGAAAAGUUGAUGGGAGUUGCCGCCGUUAGUGUACCAGUCACUGAGUUAGCACAACUGGUUCAUAUCAUAAAUUUUGGAAGUCAAAGCUAUGGAUUUAUGCUGGAUAAUAAUGGUUAUGUGAUGUUCCAUCCACAAAUGCGCCCUCUAGAUCCGGAAACAAAGCAAAUGAAAUUGAAUUAUAACAAUAUCGAUAUUUUGGAACUUGAAGUACCUCAAAAUCAACAAAUAUUAAACGAUCAUUUAUCAGUGAAGAAUCGUUUACAGUACGAUACUAGUGAGAUGCGUAGUUCAAUGAUUAAUUGUGAUAAUGGCAAUGCGUAUACUUUGGAUAUAUUAUAUGCAACGACCAACUUGGAACGUGUGUACCGUCAAUCGAACAAAUAUUAUUCUCAGUGCCUGAAACAAUCGCUUUUCACUAUUGGAUUAGCAGUAGCGAAGGGUGACGAGAAACGAAUAAAACCAAAAAAAGAAAUAAACUAUGGUGAUGUGAAAUUAUUAUGGUAUGAUAUGCCAAACUGGUUGAUGCAUCCCACCUGGCGUUAUUGUUUACUGAACAAUCGCGACACGCAUUUAACUCCCGAGGCUGCCUUCCGUGAGUAUGUCCGAAAAAUGCGUAUAGAUGGGCGUCUGCCCAAACAUUGUGAAUGUCGAAAGCCUCUCAUUGACCGUUUUCUGUUUGAUAUGAAGGUAACAAAUGGUUUGACAAAUUUAUGGGAUAUCAACUGGAAAGACAAUAAAAAAAAACAAAUUCAUCUUGUUUGGUUUGCUACCGCUUCGGGUAUGAUAAAAUAUUGGGAUGAAUUACCAGAUGGAUUAACAAAUGUUAAUCCUCAUUUGCCACUUAUGAUGACAUCAGAAACCGCAUCAGUACAGAAGUCAGCAACAGUUACUAUGGGUGCUCAAGCAAUGCCGAGGCAGCAAAUGAGCUAUCAGCACUUUAUUAAAGACUUAAAUCGUCGUUCCAGUGAAGAUCAGUACUUUCAACGCAGCGUUCGUAUGCCGGGGCGUUUGGUUGUUGAUGUAAAUAAAGAAACCUAUCUUUGGUAUCAAAAGGAGACGCAAUCAGCAUACGGUCAUCCAGAAAAUGUUUCGCUUCUUCUAACAGUCACUAAAGCACUUGAUAUUGAUGGUGCAUUACUUGGUGUAGUGGGAUUGGAACUGACGUUAGACUGUAUGGCAAAAAUAAUGAAGAAAUUUGGUUGUGGGCCACAGGAUGAGCGCCGAUGGUGUUUUCUAUUGGAUGAGCAUGCAUACAUUGUUUAUAGUAGUUUAAAUACUUCUAUAAGUAGCACUGGUGGAUUUUCUGGAGGUGAAGCAGGAGUCCCGAAGAAUUUCGAUUUGUUAGGACGCUGGUUUGGAUCGGUGAAUCGAAUUACAGAACGGACAAUGACGCUACUGCUGAGAAAUAACUAUUACACUGAAACAACUUAUGUUGAUUAUCAAGCAAUCUGUAAACAGAAUGAAAUGGUUAUGUAUACUGCUGGUGCUGCUUUUAGAGUCAAUGCAAUAUUUGGGUCGUUGUUGCAGAUUUGGAAUCGACUGUUGGCAUUAUUGCAGAAUUUUGCUAUUGUUCAAAUAUUCACAUCAUUAAUACAUCCUUACGUUGAUGCGUACACUGCAACGUUUACUGGUGAUACCGACACAUUUUCAUGUGAUAAAGCAACGAAGUACUAUUUGGCAAAUUGGGGCAUAGAAAAUUGGUCAGGUAAUGGGUCGAGAUGGGAGAUGCCUAAAUCGUCAGCACUAAUUGCUGAUAAUUUAGCCGAGCGCCCGUGCAAGCAUAAUCCUGCUAAAUGUGCUGUAAAAAUGUAUGCUCAUUGGGUACCAAAUACCAAUUUGCUGUUAGUUAUUAUUGUGCAGAGCAAUCCGGUAUCGAGUUCCUCUGUUUGCUAUGAUGAAACGCGGUGUCCUCUUUCAAUACCACCAGAAUUUAUCACUACAUUCAAGCAGGUGGAUAACGCUUCAGAUAAACAGCGAGUAAUCUCAAACAUAAACGUUGUGGAUUCAUUUUCCGAAGAUAUUAGCGAUAGGAGAUGUCGACAUGUCCAUGCAAAGCAACGUAAAUCGCCAUCGAAAUGUGUACAUUCUAAUGAGGAUGAAUCGCAAUAUCCAUGUUCACAAACGGCAUCUCGUUUGGUGUCGUUUGAUACGGGAAUUCCUUUACUGGUUGCUAUCAUUUGUAGACUAGCAUAUUCAUAUUAUGAUUUGUCAGAUUAUUAG
This is a messenger RNA of Brugia malayi, 3885 nucleotides long. RefSeq lists its product as uncharacterized. Gene Ontology annotation, cellular component: voltage-gated calcium channel complex. The record is from RefSeq and is a predicted model, not a curated record. NCBI's taxonomy places the organism in Eukaryota, Metazoa, Nematoda, Chromadorea, Rhabditida, Onchocercidae. Gene Ontology annotation, molecular function: voltage-gated calcium channel activity. The transcript has 34 exons. Bases 1 to 3885 code for a protein of 1294 amino acids.